Molecule: messenger RNA, 1125 nt
Organism: Knipowitschia caucasica
Lineage: Eukaryota; Metazoa; Chordata; Actinopteri; Gobiiformes; Gobiidae
Source: the annotation of a GenBank genome assembly
AUGGGGGGGUGGGGGUGGGGUAUGGGGGGGGGGGUUAUGUUGUGGGGUUUGGGUUGUUGUUGGGGUUAUGAUUGGGGGUGGGUGGUUGUUUUGGGGGGUAUAGGGGGGGGUGGUUUAGGGGGGUAUUUGUGGUGGGGGGGGUGGUGGGUGGGUGUGUUUGGGGGGGGGGGGGGGGGGGGGGAAGGGGGUUAUGGAUUUUGGAGUGUUUGUAGUAUGGGAAAUGUGUGUUGGGGGGGUAUUGGGGGGGGGGGGUGUGGUUUUUGGGUUGUGGUUGGGGUGGGGGGGGGUUUUGGUGGUGUAUGGGUGAGGGGUUUGGUGGGUUGGUGUUGGGUUGUGGAGGGGUUGGUUGGGGGUUGUGGAGUGUGGGGGGGUGGGGGGUGGGGGGGUUGGGGGGGGGAGGUAGUGGGGUUUUUGGGGGUGGUUGGGGGGGGAUGGGGUGGGGGGGGGGUUUUUGGGGGUGGGAGGUUGUUGGGUGGGUGGGGGGGGUUGUGGAAGGUUGGGGGGGGGGGUGGGGGUUGGAUAGGUUGGGGGAAGGGGGAAGAUAUUUGGGUUGUGGGUUGGGGGUGGGGGUUGGUGGGAGGGGGGGGUGUGUGGGAGGGGGGGGGGGGGGGUGGGGGAUGGGGAUUUUGGUGGUGUUAUAGGGGGUUUGGGGGUGGUGUGAGGGGGGUGUGGAAGUUUUGGGUAUUGUUUGGGUGUAAUGUGUGUUGUGGGGGUAGUGAUGGUGGUGUUGGGGGUGUGUGUGGGGUGUGUGUAGGUGUGUGUGGGGGUGUGUGGUGUGUGUGGGGGGAUGUAGUGUGGGUGUGUGUUGGGAGUGUGUGUGGUGUGUGUGUGGUGAUUAGUAUGUGGGGGGGUGGUGUGUGUGUUGUGUGUGGUGUGGGGGGUGUGUGUAGGGUGUGUGUGUGGGGGUGUGUGUGUGGGUGUGAGUUGAUGAUGGUAGGGGUGUGUGUUGGGGGGGUGUGUGUGAGGGGGGUGAUGUGUGGUGUGUUGUGGGUAGUAUGGUGGUGUGAUGAGUGGGGAGAGAGAUGUGGGGUGUGUGAAUGUGGGGAGUGUUGGGAGUGUAGUGGGGGGGGGAUGUGUGUGGGUUGGUAUGAGAGGGUAGUGUGUGGGGGGUGUGUGAGUGUGUAG